GCACGUAGACAAUAGAAUCUCUCAGCUGCGCGGGGAAUUUUGUCUGAAACAAAAAUCUCAAUUGAAUGGAGUUUUGAUUUUAGCUAGCAAUCAAGAACGAGAACAAGAGCAUUGUUAUUCCCAUCGUUGAUCAACUACAGGUUCUUCGUAGAACUAAGCUAACUUACAUGGAGUAAGUGGUGGUUAUGCAUACCAAAGAUGGAUAUGGAUCGCAGUAUACACCGGGCUCUUCAAGACGUAGAAAUUGCCAAAGAAUAUAUCAUAACCAAUGAUUAUGUAGCUGCCAGAAAAAUUUUACUCAAUGUUCAGUGCUAUCAUCCGGCUUUUGACGACAUUUCGGGGAUGAUCUCUGUCUGUGAUAUCUUACACUCGGCUGGCUAUGAUUUUUUAGGCUGUGACGCUGAUUACUACUGGAUUCUCCAGGUUUCACCAUAUGCCACUGAUCAUGCUAUCAAUACCCGCUACAAAAGGUUGUAUGCACUUCUAGAGCCGAUUAUGGGAAAUUUCCCUUGUUCUGCAUCAGCUUUGAGAAUUAUCCAUGAUGCAUUUUCAGUGCUUUCCAAUCCAAACAAGCGUUCGGUAUUUGAUAUGAAGAGAGCUAAGAAGUUGCAAGCUUAUGGUUCUGGAAAUUUCCAGGAAAUUCAUGUUGGCUCGACAGAGAAAUGCCUCCUGAGGCGGGAAGCUUUCCUAGAAUCUAGAAGGUCCCAAUGUGAUAUGCUGAAUGACGAUUCUGCUAAUUUUGAGCCGGAAAUUGAUGGGUUUAGUACAAAGUUCCCUUGGGAUGGGACCUCUACAAUCGAUAAUAAACAAGAUAGUCAUGAAUCUGUUACAAGGAUUGAAGAUUUUGCAGUUGGGCAACUCUGGGCAAUUUAUGAUAAUGAAGGCAUGCCUAGAAACUAUGCUCAGAUUGUUAACGUUAAACUUAAAGUUCAUGAAUCACCCUGUAGAGUUUAUGUCAGCUGGUUGAAACCUAUCCGAGACUCUGUGGAUGGUAAUAAAGGGUUUGAGGCUGGAUUAUCUACGGUCUGUGGAAUAUUCAAUGUGGAUAGAAGUUGCACAUCGUUUAUUCGACCAAAUUUGUUUUCACACAGGCUAUCUGCAACUGUAAAUGAGAGCGAGCUGGUCGAAAUUUAUCCCAUAAGAGGAGAGGUUUGGGCAAUUUACAGCAAUCUUGAAACACUAGAAGGCUGCUUCAAUCCCAAAGCAAGUAAGGGCUGCGAAUUGCUGAAUGUGGAGAUUCUAACUGGAUAUUCGCACCAGGUCAGUAUGCUUGUGGCAGGUUUGGUAAAAGUAGAGGGAGAGAAAAAUGUCUACAAAUCUGAUAACAGCAGCGAAUCAUAUUUUCAAAUUCCUGGAAGAAACUUGUAUAUGUUUUCACAUAGAAUUCCAGCUCACACAUUUGCAGAUGAAUCGAUGGCUAAGACCACCAGCAGGAUGUUUAAGCUCGAUCCUUUGGCUGAUGCUAACAGUAUAAUAAACCGUUCCACAUCUUUGCGACCUGCUCCUCAGCCGUUAUCAGUGACAGAACAAAUGCACAAGAAAAGAUCAUCAAAAGAGUUCUUUUCGGGCCAAAUAUGGGCUAUAUAUGAUGGUCCGAAUUCAAUGCCUACGCGAUAUGUCAUAGUGAACAAUGUGUAUUCGGAGAGUGAAAUAUGUGUUACAUUCUUGGAGCCUCACCCCGUAUCGGUCAAUGAAAGGCACUGGAUCAAAGAGAACCUACCAUAUGGUUGUGGAUUGUUUAAAACAGGCAAGAUCAAACACAACUUGAAGUUAUGUAGGUUCUCACAUACGAUCAAGUGUAAAGACAAUGAGUUAUAUUACAAGAUAUAUCCAAAAAAAGGUGAGAUUUGGGCAAAGUACAAGAACUGGAGGGUUGCUGAUUUUAAUGAGCAUCACUGUCAAAUUGUUGAGAUAGUUUCAGAUUUCUCCGAGGAAUGUGGGUUAAUAGCAGUGAACUUAGAGAAGGUGGCUAGUUGCUCCACUUUCUUCCACAGGCAGUCUUAUGAAGGUUUUGAAUUGGUGAGGGAAGUUCCAGUUACAGAAAUGCUAAGCUUCUCUCACAGAAUACCAGCUUAUACAGUUCCGGGAGCCGAGAUGCGUAAUAUCCCCAAAGGUUCUUGGCACCUGGAGCCAGAUGCAUUGCCUCCUAAUUUUAGCCAUAACUAAAGCAUGCUUGAUUUAUGUGUAUAUAGUUUUGCUGGAUUAGGGGUGUGCAUUAUGUUUUAACCAAACCAAAUUGAAUCAAAACAAUUUGAACUGAAUUUAUCAGUUUGAUUCAGUUUUUCAAUUUGAUUUGGUUUUUGCGCACACAUAUAUAUACCAUAUACUGAAUU
Messenger RNA from Mercurialis annua (annual mercury), 2333 nucleotides. RefSeq lists its product as uncharacterized. The transcript has 2 exons. The record is from RefSeq and is a predicted model, not a curated record. Lineage: Eukaryota; Viridiplantae; Streptophyta; Magnoliopsida; Malpighiales; Euphorbiaceae. Bases 199 to 2166 code for a protein of 655 amino acids.